Theobroma cacao (cacao) is the source of this 2018-nucleotide messenger RNA. RefSeq names its product UPF0481 protein At3g47200-like. The record is from RefSeq and is a predicted model, not a curated record. NCBI's taxonomy places the organism in Eukaryota, Viridiplantae, Streptophyta, Magnoliopsida, Malvales, Malvaceae.
AUUAAAAAGGAAGCUACCGGGAAUCCGAUAAAAGGCAACUCAGGUUUCACUCUUUCCAUGCACUUUGCCUUUCCUUUUGCUUUUAAGACAAACCAACUGUCUUUAAAACCAAAAACACUAGAUCUGCAACCUGGAGAAGGUCUCUUCUUUGGUCCGUUACCUCAUUAAAGCAAUUUGCCUUGCAAAGAGAAGUGAAAGGACCAAUGAAGCGUAGGAGCUCGACUAGCAAGAAGAACGAGGAAGACGAGGACCGGGGAAGACGUAUUUCAACCCGUCAAGAUCAAGACAACUCUCACCAUGAGGAACUGGAAUUCCAGCUCCAUCCGGAUGCAACUGCAAAAGAUUUCCUGCCAAGGUCCAGCAGAUCCCGACGACUGCGGCUUAUGGCAUACACGCAAGUCAAUCAUUAUGGAGAUAGAUCUUGUAAUACCUCUUCUCCCUGCAUCUUUAGAACUCCUUUUCCUGGAUUAGCAUUCCAAGAGCCUCAAUUGGCUUCUAUAGGGCCUUACCAUAGGGGUAAAAACCUUCCACUUGACAAAUGCAAGUAUUCACUUCUUGAGAAAUUUCUGUCUCGGACAAGAAACCUAGGCAAAGAUUUAUGCUUCUAUGUCCGACGGAUGAUGAAACUGGAACGACGUACAAGAAGAUGUUACUCAGAGGAUUUGUCAAUGCCCAGCGCCGAAUUCGUUGAAAUGAUGUUAGUUGAUGCUUGCUUCAUAAUUGAGGUCCUACGCCGUUUUGGCAGAAGGAGUGAAGAAUUUGUAGAUGGGGAUUUAAGUUUCCCCAUUGAACCAUGGCAGACCCCCAUUUUGGUUCGAGACCUGCUCUUGCUAGAGAACCAAAUUCCUUUCUUUAUUCUUGAAGAGUUGUCUGCUUUAUCAAAGAGUGAAGAAGGGACCAUAACAGUUUCUGUUUCUGUAAUCACUAUGGCCUACAAAAUUUUUGAUCUAGCCUUCCCUCGAUCCUUGGAUUUCGCCUGCAAAUUCAACCAUUUGGAAGAACCCAAACAUUUACUUGACUUGUUUCUCCAGACCAUCCGCCCAUCAAAACCAUCGACGACUUCACUCCCCUCGUUUCUCAAGGAUAUCAUUUCAGUUUGUUACUUACUUCUCCAUUACAUCAGAAGUAGGUACCAAAUGCGCAUCACAAAAGUAGCAGACAGUCAAAUUCUAGAAACCUCUACCACCAGCUCAAAGCAAAAGGAAUAUCAACUGUCUAAGCAUUCGAAACCAUCAACCUCAAAGACAGCCAAACUUGAACAGGUUCAUCUCUCAAAAAGUGCACGGGAACUCCUAGAGUCAGGUAUAGAGUUCAGGCCACGAAGAGCCGAUAGGUUCACGGAUAUCCAAUUCAAGGACGGAGUGCUUGAAAUCCCACCUGUAACCGUCAAUGAUCUCUUUAUCGUCAUCCUUGUUAACGGCGUGGCCUUGGAGCAUUGUUCUACUGGACGCUCCAAAGAUUUGACCGCUUAUGCCUCUUUCAUGAGCAGUUUGAUUAAAUGUCCGACUGAUGUAGAGUGCCUAUGUUCAGAUGGAAUUAUCUCUAGAUUUUCCAACGACGACGUACAGGUGGCGUCUUCUUUCAAUUCUCUUCAACCUAAUAUUUCUGAUUCUGAUAUUGACAAUAUUCAAGAUUCCUACCUCUACAAGACAAUAAUGGAAACAAACCGCUAUCGUGAGGGGGAUGGAAUUACUUGGCUGCGCCAUUGUUUGAGAGAUCCCAGGAUUGUUUUAUUCUGUAUCACCAACCUUUGCUGUGCUUCCUACUGGUUAAGUUUGGCUUCUUUGACAUUGCGUCUGGUACCGGUAAUUAUAAUUCGUUGGUGCCAAUGGCAAUCAGAAUUAGAUGAAAGUCAAAAAUCGAUCAUUCAAGAAUCGGAAAUAUUGAUUGACCAAUAUUUAAUUGACGUUAUGUUUACAAUUUUUUUCUCGCCCUUGUAGACAUGUUAUUUUUAAAACUUAUUUCUUGCCCUUGUAAACACCAUUUUGAUUAUUGUACUUUACUUUGAUUUUAAUUUU